UCUUUGUUGUAAUCACAAAUAGAGAGAGAUAUGUAUAAUCAGUUGGCGAUAUCUUCUUCUUCAUCAUCUUCUUCUUCUUCUUCGUACUAUGAAUCUUUGAAGAUUUUGGAAGCUGAUGUUCAACAUGCUAAUUCUUUGGCAGAAGCAAUUCCAAUGGGGAAGAACAAUGUGCGGCUUCAGAUGAAAUUGGUUCAUAGUAACUUUGCUUCAUUAUUGUUGAUCUUGCUUCGGUGGAUUGAUCUUUCUUGCUCAUGUCUUAUUCCUCGCUACUUAAACCUCUUUCAUGUUCUUGUCUACAAGGUCCAGUCUGAUGGACAACCUAAGCUUACCACGCACGGAAGGAAAGCAACUAUUAGUGAGUUCUACGGUGUGAUACUACCAUCACUUCAGCUAUUGCACAGCAACUUAGAUGAGUUGGAAACCGCAGACAUUGGGUUUGACCUUAAGAGACUCAGCAAGAAGAUAACAAAAGAAGCUCGCAGUAGUAGAUUCAGCAAUGCCGGGUUAGAGCGUGAAGAAGAAUGCGGAAUCUGUUUAGAAACUUGCACCAAAAUGGUGUUGCCUAAUUGUUGUCAUUCUAUGUGCAUCAAAUGCUAUCGCAAUUGGAACUUGAAGUCCCAGUCAUGCCCGUUUUGUCGAGGCAGCAUGAAGAGAGUGAACUCAGAGGACUUGUGGGUGCUUGCAGGUGAUAACGACGUGGUGGAUACAAGGACGGCUUCAAGGGAAGAUUUGUUCAGAUUCUAUCUCUACAUCAAUAGCCUUCCCAAGGAUUACCCAGAAGCUCUCUUCGUGGUUUACUACGAGUACUCAAAUCUGUUAUAGAAUCUGGACAAACAAAACUUUGUACAGAUUUUUAGAUGGUAAAUGUAAUGUAUAGAAUGUAAAACUGUGGUAAGGCUUUUGGAUGAUUUGAUGCGAAUGCCAAAGCUCUCAGUUUUUACAUACUUAAUAAUUGUGAAAUUGCGAG
Arabidopsis arenosa is the source of this 967-nucleotide messenger RNA. The record is from the annotation of a GenBank genome assembly. Lineage: Eukaryota; Viridiplantae; Streptophyta; Magnoliopsida; Brassicales; Brassicaceae.